Molecule: messenger RNA, 443 nt
Organism: Mucor mucedo
Lineage: Eukaryota; Fungi; Mucoromycota; Mucoromycetes; Mucorales; Mucoraceae
Exons: 4
Source: RefSeq, a predicted model, not a curated record
AACACAUCCAAUGUUUCAAUAUAUCUUUCUGCUGUUCGUUCUAGUUCAAAUCGUUUUAUCUGACGAUAUUUAUAUUUACGGCCCUCCUCAAAACGGUAUCUAUCACCCAAAAGAUGUCAUGGACAUCAGAUAUGCAGUGCAUUCUAUGGGUAUGACAAGAAUUUGGUCUGCUUCUGCUAAAUUGACGAAUGUCGAAACAAACACAACAAUUGAAGGCUUUCCACUAACAAAUUGGACAGCAAGUAAUAACACUCAAAAUUUCUCUCAUGAUAUUUGGACAAUUCCCGUUGAUAUGCCAAAUGGAAAUUACUCCAUGUGUGUAAGCGGAAACACAACAUUUAUGUGUUCUAAAAACGGAAACGGUACUGCUCCUUUCGAGCAAUGCCAUUCAAAUAUCUAUAAAUAUACCACUUUUAUUAUCAACAAUGGCACACUUGAAGAAC